Messenger RNA from Hyaloscypha bicolor E, 890 nucleotides. RefSeq lists its product as uncharacterized. Bases 324 to 536 code for a protein of 70 amino acids. The record is from RefSeq and is a predicted model, not a curated record. Lineage: Eukaryota; Fungi; Ascomycota; Leotiomycetes; Helotiales; Hyaloscyphaceae. The transcript has a single exon.
UCCACACUUCAGUUGAACAACCAUCACGAUCUGGACUCGGAAUGUGCGACAAAUGAGAGAAUCUUCAGAAAAGACAUUCAAAGGGGAAGUAUGUGAAAUGCAAUAUCCAACCUAACUGCGUCGCUUUCCCAGGGGUGGUCGCAGCAUAGGUACAAUACCAGGCUCCUUCCUUCCUAGCAACACAACGACUCACACUUUCGCAACCGACGAUUUCGAAGCGCUUAUAUCGACAACAUGCUCGAAAACUUCGCCUUCUUCCCAGCUCUGCCUCGCGAGACCCUCUUCUAAAUGUGGGAGCAUCUCCUCUGCUCUCGAGUCAUGCGAUGAGAUCCCUCCCGAACAUCUCACAGACCUCACAACCCUCGUGGACUACAACCGUUCCCACGACGUCUGCGCUCGCUUCUACACCUCCAACAUCGAACCUUCUCCCCUCUCCUCCGCCUGCGCAGAGUCCCGCGCUUUUACCUGAGGUGGUACGAGACAUGAAAGCUCAAGAACAGGGAGUACAAGACGAGAGGCGUGAUGUGGAAUCCUGAUAUCGAUGCCGUUGCCUUCUUGGGUGGCAGGACGGGUCGUUGGUGCAGUUGCACAUGGCUAUCUUCCCAGAGCAAUCCAUCACUGAGGCCCCAUAGCAUUCGGACGAUUUCAAUGCCUGCCGGUUGCUUCCCAUCGAUUCGGGAGACUCGGUGUGGGCCCGGCGAAUAUCUGGCACAUGAAAGGGAGAAGGCAUCUAGUACGGAGUGCCGUUUGGGGGUUGGGCGGCUGGAACAGGUGGUCGUGAGCCAAGAGGAUGGUUUGUAUGCACUGCCAUUUUGUAUCCACUUUUGGAGAGUUGGUGUUCUCGAAGAACCUUGGAGUGCAAGAUUCGUUGUCCCUCAUCCCGUGACGUC